UUCUCCACUGUCUCCAAGAUCAUCUUUGAGUCCUUGGACUAUCUGGAGGACCGGCUGAAGAACUUUAAAUCUGCUACUGGAAACUUUUCCGUCUCUGUUGGCUGCAGCCAUGAAGUCCCGUCGAUCCAGCUGCACAGAUUCUGGAUCCGAAUCUUCAGAGACCGACUCCAAGACCCCAGAGAAAUUUGAGACGGCAACGAAGCGACGGAUGGCGGCCAAUGCCAGAGAGAGGAAAAGAAUGCAGGGUCUGAACACGGCCUUUGACUGCCUACGGAAAGUGGUGCCCCAGUGGGGGCAGGACAAAAAGCUUUCCAAGUACGAAACCCUGCAGAUGGCCCUCAGCUACAUCGUGGCGCUCAACAGGAUCCUGACAGACCCCAGGAGGCAUGCAGCUCCUCACCACCAGUGGCUGGACCUGCAGACGGAAAACUACUCGUGCCUGAUGAGGUACGAGCAUCCUGCAGGGCAGGAGUUCCUCCAAUCAUCCUUUCCUUACGAGUUUGACGGCCAUCACCUUCAUGCAUGAACCUCUGGUGGACAAUCGGUCAUAUUGGUGGACAAUGUGAAUGCCUUUCUUCUAGUCUGGAAGACAGUAAAUACGUUUGUAUUGCUUUAUUUCUUUAUUUCU
Molecule: messenger RNA, 628 nt
Organism: Cyprinodon tularosa
Lineage: Eukaryota; Metazoa; Chordata; Actinopteri; Cyprinodontiformes; Cyprinodontidae
Gene: atoh7
Product: atonal bHLH transcription factor 7
Exons: 1
Coding region: 110-526 (138 amino acids)
Molecular function (GO): protein dimerization activity
Source: RefSeq, a predicted model, not a curated record